AUGGCUCCCACCGCUACUUUGUACGAUCCUUCGCAAUACAACGAAGAACACAACAGCCGCACCGCCUCGGGAGCGUUAACUGUCAAUAAGCAGAACCAGCAGGUGGCGAAGUACCCGGAAUUCUUACCCACUUGGAACCCGCUGCAGAAGUUUGCUCCCCUUGAGUAUUUCUCUCAUUUCGAUAAAGGGGCGUUGGGCGACGCUGAGUUUAAGCACUUGUUGAAGUAUGCUGACGGCGAUGCUUUCAAAAACCGCCGUAUCACCCCUAAAUUCGGUACCGAAUUGAGAGGGUUACAACUUUCCGAGCUUGAUGAUGAUGCUAAGAAUGAUUUGGCCCUCUUGGUCGCACAACGAGGGGUGGUCGUGUUCCGGGACCAGGACUUUGCCUCGCGAGGGCCCGAGUUUGCCCGCGAGUUCGGGUCCUAUUUUGGUCCUCUCCAUGUCCACCCGACCCUGGGUACUCCCGAAGGUUACCCCGAGCUCCACGUCACGUUCAGAGGCGCCUCCAAGCUGGAAUUGGACAAGGCGUUUGCCACGCGCAACAACAACAUCGGGUGGCACUCCGACGUGUCCUACGAGCUCAACCCGCCGCAAAUCACUUUCUUCACCGUCCUCCAAGGCCCCGAACUGGGUGGAGAUACCAUUUUCGCCGAUACCGUCGAAGCAUACAAGCGUUUAAGUCCCGCCAUGCAAAAGAUGAUUGAAGGUUUACACGUAUUGCACACCUCAGCCGACCAGGCCCACGCCAACAAGUCGGCUGGCGGCAUCACCCGCCGCGAGGCCGUUUCAAAUAUCCACCCGUUGGUGAGAACCCACCCCGUAACCGGCGAAAAGUUCUUGUUCUUAAACCGCGAGUUUGGCCGGCGGAUCAUCGAGUUGAAACAAGAGGAACUGGACAACUUGUUGGAGUUCUUGUUCCGCCACGUCGAGCAGGCCCACGACUUGCAGUUGCGGGCCAACUGGGAGCCCAACACCGUGGUGUUGUGGGACAACCGCCGCACCGUCCACCUGGCAGUGAUCGACUGGGACACCCCCGUCGUCCGCCACGCGUUCCGCCUCAGCCCCCAAGGGGAGCGGCCUGUCGAGGACUUGAAGGACUUGAACGACCCGGACUACUUGCAAGACAGGUACGCCGAGAUCGCCCAGUUUGUGUAG
Molecule: messenger RNA, 1155 nt
Organism: Diutina rugosa
Lineage: Eukaryota; Fungi; Ascomycota; Pichiomycetes; Serinales; Debaryomycetaceae
Product: TauD/TfdA dioxygenase family protein
Exons: 1
Coding region: 1-1155 (384 amino acids)
Biological process (GO): sulfur compound catabolic process
Cellular component (GO): cytoplasm
Molecular function (GO): sulfonate dioxygenase activity
Source: RefSeq, a predicted model, not a curated record